Messenger RNA from Zeugodacus cucurbitae (melon fly), 3212 nucleotides. It is a transcript of the gene slbo, whose product is annotated as CCAAT/enhancer-binding protein. Gene Ontology annotation, molecular function: DNA-binding transcription factor activity, RNA polymerase II-specific; RNA polymerase II cis-regulatory region sequence-specific DNA binding. The transcript has a single exon. NCBI's taxonomy places the organism in Eukaryota, Metazoa, Arthropoda, Insecta, Diptera, Tephritidae. Gene Ontology annotation, biological process: DNA-templated transcription; regulation of transcription by RNA polymerase II. Bases 403 to 1746 code for a protein of 447 amino acids. The record is from RefSeq and is a predicted model, not a curated record.
GAAUUUGUUUAAAAUAGAAACAUAUAAACUUAAAUAAAUUUAAAUUUCACUGAAAUUAACCACAAAAAAAAUUUAUAAAAAUUAAAAAUUACAAAAAAAAACUUUUUAUUUUAAACCCAAAGAUUUUACCUCAGAUGUGAAGUGAAAAAGAGCGUGAAAGCCAAACAAAAUUUUGAAAAACAAAAUUAAAUUCUGAAUGAUUGAAUUUAAAUGUGACUAAUUUUUUAUGGAAAAAAAAAUUAGGUGUUCCAAAACGCAGCGCAUCCAAUGAAAUGUGCUAAAUAUACACCAAACCCAAUUUGUUUAAUAACGGCAUAAUUCUAUCACAUAAGCCCCCCCUUUAACUAGUUAGAAAAGACAUUAUAAACAGCAAACAUUUUGCCCUCAUUCGCACAACUAAAAAUGCUCAAUAUGGAGUCACCACAGAUGUACGACACCGUGCAGACACUCUCCCAGUUGGACCUCAAAAAGCAGCCACCGCCCCAACAGGCGAUCAUCGGCCAGAUCACACUGACCGCCAUGUCGAGCGGCCAGCAACAGAACAACAACAAUGCAAACAACAUUAACAACCCCAAUAGCAAUCCCAACAACAACGGCACAGAUGCCAACAACAACAACAAUAAUUUGGCUGCUGCAGCUGCCGUUGCUGCACAACAACAGAACGCUGGGCUGGUGGUCAAACAGCAUGCAGUGCAUCAAAUGCAGCACGCAGCCGCCGCACUGAACAACAACAAUAAUGCCUCCGCCAUUAACGCCAAUGUGAAUAACGUGAACAAUUUACUGCAGAAGCAAAUGCUACAGCAAUACACGCAAUCCGAUCUGGACGAAUUGACCGCGCAGGAGAUCACUUUGGACCUACAACACCUGAUCGACGAUCAGUUUCGCGAGCAGGAGGGUUUGGGCAUCUUCAGCGACAUGGUUACAAGUCCAGGUGGCUUAUCGGCAACACUACCGCCCAACGGUAUGGUUAGCGCCGCGGCAAAGGUAUUGCAACAACAUCAACUGCAACAACAAUCGUUGCGCACACAACAACACAACUACGGACGCAGCGCACUGGCCUACAUGCCGCAAGCAGUGCACUCGGGCGCGGCGUACAGCAACAAUUCAAGCGAUGAGAACUCCUCGGUGGGUUCGGACUCGUCCACCAUCAAAGAGGAACCCAUUGACCCGGAAUAUCGCCGUCACCUACAGGAAACAAAUGUCAACAAUGCAGCAGCCGCCGCCUUCAUAACAAACAGUGGCGCCAACGGGCUCUACAAUCCCUAUCAGACAGCCGCCAACAAUGGCCAGAUCAAUAACGGUGGCAUGAGCAAUGGCGUCGGCGGCACAGCGCCCAACUUCACAAACCUCACCUCGGCCAAUGUGUUGGCACAUCACUCCGUCAAUUUGCCGCAUCUGGCCGCAGGCGCGCACCUACUUAAACACCACAACAAACAGCUACACCAUCAACGCAAGUCCUCGCUGAAACAUGUCGACAAGGGCAGUGACGAGUAUCGACGUAGACGCGAACGCAACAACAUAGCCGUGCGUAAGUCACGCGAAAAGGCCAAGGUACGCUCGCGCGAAGUGGAGGAGCGCGUCAAAACGCUGCUCAAGGAGAAGGAUGCGCUCUUGCGUCAACUGCAGGAAAUGACCAAUGAAAUACAGUUACACAAACAGAUCUACAUGCAGCUAAUGAAUCAUGCGAAUCCGGAAGUGAGUCGCGUGUGCCGCAGUUUCCUCAACACCAACGAUCAUGGGCUUUAGAAGCGGCAGGACAACAACGGCACGAGCGCAACCGCGUGAAUCCAGCCAACAGCUAUCGGCGUACGUGCGUUUGCGUGCGUGAUCUGCGCUUUUUGAUAUAUGAUUUGUAAAUAAGUUUAAUGUGUGUGUGUGUGUGUGUUGAGGUAGCUUUAUAUGUGUGUAUAUGCCUAAGUGUGUAUGUUGCGAGUAUUAGUAAAAUUUUUUCGAGAAGCAAACCUUAUCGCUGUGGGCUUAUGAAAUAUGAAAUUAAAUUAUAUUAAGAUCUAAGUUCUUUUUAUACAAACUAUGCAAAGUGUAUGUAAAUUGUAAUGUAAAUAAUCUAAAGAGAGAGUCGAAAUAGAGGCAUUCCUCAAAAACCUGAAUAUAUUUGUAUGUGUAUUUAAAUUAAUUUGUAAAACAAUUCUUUUUUUAAUAUAACUUAUUUGAUAUAUACUGGAAAAUGUUCAAAAUUAAUUUAAAGCAGGCGGAAUAAUGCAAGUUACACAAAAGGGUACAGAAGUGUUACCAAUAUAAGAGAGAGUGCAUAUUUUAGUAGUUAUUAGAAAAAUUAAAAAAGAGUGGCGUGGUUGACUGCGGAGUAUGUACGGAAUUUGGAAUUUAAAAACUGUGAUAAUCUGUAUAUAGAACAACACAGCGAAGGAGAGGUGAAUUUUUCCUCAGAAGUCUUGCGUCACCACAACUCAUUGUUUGUAUUUUAUAGGGACUCCAAAAUAUUUUAUGUGUUCAGAUAACCGUGCUAAGAUGAGAUUUUGGGAAUUUUUUUAAAGUAAUUCAAAUGAAGAAACAUGAAAUAAUUCAAAAUUACUUGGAAAUCUGUAGAGUUGUACUUAAUGCUGUACAAAUAUUUUAUAUUUUCCAAGAACUUAUAUUUCAUUCUAGAAACUACUAGAAGAAUCUAAAACAACGCAAUGAAAAUUUACCAUUUCUGAUAAACAUUAUUGACUUUGUAAGGCGAAUGGAUGGACAAUAUCACGUAAAGACAUUAAGACAAUACCCGUUUCAACUUUUAUUUAAAAAUUAAGGAUUCCAAUGAAAUAUUACUUUCUGGUUUGAGUUGUUGCCGAUGACUUAAGAUAACUAUAAAAGUUAACAUAUUGAACCAGUUAAAUGCCGAAAAAUAUGCCGAGAACAAGGUUGUAAGCUCUCUAUAAAACAAAACUAUCAAAUCCCUGCUAUGUAUGAACUUCUUUUGAGGUAAUCUGAAAUCCCUUCCACAUAUGAACUUCUUUUGAGGUUAACUGCAAACUGAGAAUGCAAAUGACAAUAAAUUAUAGAAAAAAACUACUUAAAUUAAAAUAAAAAUUAAAAAAUGUGCUCGCAGCAGCUUGUUGAACUUUGCAGUGCUUUAUCGCUUAAUUAAUUUCAAAAACUUCUUAUGUAAAUGUUUACUCAAAGGUUUGUACUUAUGUAAAAAAUAUAUAUAUAUAUAUAUAUUUAAGCAUAGAACUUUAGCUUUCCUUGCAAUU